AUGGCCGUCCAUAUAUCCAAGGACCUGCUCAAAGCACAAUAUGUAGGGAAGAGCCUCUACCAGGUGCCGACGCCGGCCUGCGUGUUGGAUCUGGCCAAGUUAGAGGCGAAUUGCAACCUGAUGCUGGAGGCGUCACAAAGACUCGAUCUAAGUUGGCGAGCACACAUCAAGACUCACAAGACUGCUGAACUGACGAGGCUACAAGUGGGGGAUGACAGCUCGUCAGCGGUCAACAUUAUUGUUUCUACCUUGACUGAGGCAGAGAAUGUUGUGCCCCUGCUUCAAGAAUUCCGGCAAAAUAGCAGGAAAGUCAAUGUUCUCUACUGUCUCCCCAUCUACACGUCAUGUGUAGAUCGUCUAGCUCAAGUCUCCGCCCAACUAGGGCCUAAUGGUCUGACAGUGAUGGUCGACCAUCCCGACCAACUAAAGUACCUCACUCUGCUAGCCUCCAAGUCGGGCAACCCGCCCCUAGUCUUCCUCAAGAUCAACGUGGGCAGCAACCGCGCCGGCGUCUUCCCAGGUUCAGCCAUGUGCAACUUCCUAGUGGACAAGCUGUUAGUUUCGGAAGCAGUGGGAUCAUGUGUCUUCCUAGGCGUCUACACCCACGCAAGCAAAUCCUACGAAACCCGCGACGACUGGCAGGCGCUCGACUUCCUGGGCCUCGAGUUCAACGAGCUAUACGAUGUAGCCCGCGUGGUCCGCAAGGAGCGGCCGAACCACCCCCUAGUCCUGUCCGUCGGCGCAACGCCUACCGCAACAUCGUUACAACACCCUGAUUUCGACGAUCCCGCCGCCGCGACAACAAAUGGCCCCAAUGCGCAAACAAGCAAACUAGCUAGCCUGAUCCAAACCCUGAAACAAGACGGCUUCACGCUCGAGGUUCACGCGGGAGUGUACCCCACGCUGGACAUCCAACAGCUCGCCGCACACAGCCGCGACUCCAAGUUCCUCAACAGCAACGCCAUUGCCAUUUCGGUACUCGUCGAGGUCGCUUCGCUGUACCCAGGGCGCGGACCCCACGGCACCACCGAGGCGCUCGUCAACGCGGGCACCCUUGCUAUCGGCCGUGAGCCCUGCAAGGACAUGGGUUCGCCCGCGGGGAUACACUACAGCAAUUGGGGCAUCGUGUCGCCGUGGAACGCCGAGAAGCAACCGUCGCCGGGGAAGAACUUCCCUGCCGAGCAUGGCGGCUGGCAGAUUGGGCAGAUAACGCAGGAGCAUGGCAUCUUGACUUGGGUCGGGGAGAAGGAGGAUGAGGUGCCGCUAUAUGUUGGGCAGAGACUGAGGGUUUGGCCUAAUCAUGCUUGUAUCACGAGCGCGGGACAUGCGUGGUAUCUUAUUGUGGACAGUCGGAACCAGGGGCGCAAGGACGAAAUCGUUGAUGUCUGGGUCCGGUGGAAUGGAUGGUAA
Messenger RNA from Pseudomassariella vexata, 1410 nucleotides. RefSeq names its product putative serine dehydratase domain-containing protein. Lineage: Eukaryota; Fungi; Ascomycota; Sordariomycetes; Amphisphaeriales; Pseudomassariaceae. The transcript is spliced from 3 exons. Gene Ontology annotation, biological process: D-serine catabolic process. Gene Ontology annotation, molecular function: D-serine ammonia-lyase activity. The record is from RefSeq and is a predicted model, not a curated record. Bases 1 to 1410 code for a protein of 469 amino acids.